Rotaria sordida is the source of this 588-nucleotide messenger RNA. The record is from the annotation of a GenBank genome assembly. NCBI's taxonomy places the organism in Eukaryota, Metazoa, Rotifera, Eurotatoria, Philodinida, Philodinidae.
AUGGGACACACUUUAAUGAAUGGAUCUAUCAAACGUGUAUUAGGAAAGAAGGAGAAAAUAUGUAUUGUGGUUGAUACUGCCACAUGGCAUUCCCAACUAACGCAUGCAUCUAAUAUACCAUUGAGAUCUUGGAAUAAAAAUCAAAUUCGUCAAUGGUUGAUUGAUCACUCAGUUUCAUUCAUCGAUCAAUAUAGUAAAUCAGAACUUCUUGAAUUAAGUUAUGCGUAUGCGCCAGAAAAAGAAUAUAUUGUUGAUGAAACAGCCAAACAAUUUGAUAUUGAAAUUGUACGUCUACCAGUUCGCCAUUGUAUACUCAAUCCUAUUGAAAUGUGCUGGGCUGAACUUAAGAAAUCCGUUCGAGAACAAAAUACCACAUUUAAAUCAAAAGAUGUUGAAAAAUUAAUUUGGAAUUGGCUUAACAAUUGUGACUCAACAUUCGUAUCGAAUUGCAUCGAUCACAUACAAGUAUAUGAAGAAAAUUUUAAAAAAGUUGAUCAAUUCACAGAACAAAUCGAGAGUGAACUAAAUGAUGAUGAUAAUAUUGAUAAUGACUCCGACUUGACUGAAGAUGAAGAUGAAGAUCAAUAG